This is a messenger RNA of Lachancea lanzarotensis, 2052 nucleotides long. It is a transcript of the gene NCL1, whose product is annotated as LALA0S07e02036g1_1. The record is from RefSeq and is a predicted model, not a curated record. NCBI's taxonomy places the organism in Eukaryota, Fungi, Ascomycota, Saccharomycetes, Saccharomycetales, Saccharomycetaceae. The transcript has a single exon. Bases 1 to 2052 code for a protein of 683 amino acids. Gene Ontology annotation, molecular function: tRNA binding; tRNA (cytidine-N5)-methyltransferase activity. Gene Ontology annotation, biological process: tRNA methylation. Gene Ontology annotation, cellular component: cytoplasm; nucleus.
AUGGCCAGGAAGAGAAACUUCAAGAAGGGCAACAAGAAAACGUUCGGAGCCAGAGACGACUCCAAUGCGCAGAAAAACUGGACAGAACUCCAGAAAGAGAACGAAAAAUGGGAAAAAUAUUAUAAGGAACUAGGUGUGAUUCCAGAAGAUCAAUGGGACGAAUUCAAGAAAACUUGCCAGGCCCAACUACCUUUGACUUUCCGAAUCACCGGGUCCAGAAAGCAUGCCCACGAAGUUCUUUCGCUUUUCGAGGAGCAACACCUGCCAAAUCUCACAAACUGUGAGUUCGAAGGUGAGGUCAUCAAGGCGCCCACAAGGCUGCCAUGGUACCCCGAAAACUUGGCUUGGCAAUUAGACGUUUCCAAGCAGGUAAUCCGGAAAAACGAGCAGUUUUCAAAAGUACAGAGAUUUUUGGUGGUUGAAAAUGCCGUGGGAAACAUCUCUAGACAAGAAGCUGUCUCUAUGAUCCCUCCAAUUGUCCUGGACGUUCAGCCUGAACAUGCGGUGCUCGAUAUGUGUGCCGCUCCCGGCUCCAAAACUGCUCAAUUGAUCGAAGCCCUUCAUGCCAAUGAAGACGAACCCAGUGGGUUCGUUGUCGCCAACGAUGCGGACCACAGAAGAUCCCACAUGCUUGUGCAUCAGUUGAAAAGGCUCAACAGCGCUAAUCUUGUUGUAGUCAACCACGAUGCCCAAUUUUUUCCUCGUGUCAAGACCGAUAAGGACUCUAACCAAUUUCUAAAAUUCGACAGAGUGCUGUGCGACGUUCCUUGUUCGGGUGACGGUACUAUGCGCAAAAAUGUUAACGUUUGGAGAGAUUGGUGCACGGGCUCUGGAUUGGGCUUGCACACCGUUCAGUUGAAUAUCUUGAAAAGAGGUCUAAACCUACUUAAGAAAGGCGGCAAACUUGUAUACUCGACUUGCUCCAUGAACCCUAUCGAGAAUGAGGCCGUCGUUGCCGGAGCUCUUAGACAUUUUGGUGAUAAGAUCAAGUUACUGGAUUGCCAGGACAAGCUACCAGGUCUGGUAAGAAGUCAGGGUAUUAGUAACUGGCCAGUCUUCGAUAAGAACUAUGUCAAGAAGGAGAAGGGUGACGAAGGAACUCAUGAAACGUGGUUCCCACCAACGUCAGAAGAGGCGGAAAUGUUCUCCCUCGAUCGCUGCAUAAGAGUCUACCCUCAUCAACAAAACACAGGAGGCUUUUUCAUCACAGUUUUUGAAAAAAUCGAUGGAGAUUCUGACGAAAAGCCAAAACGCGCUGGAACAGAAGAGCCCAAGGAGGGACUCGUACCCGAGAAAAAACAAAAGACUGAAACCGGGGUUGCCGCACCUGCGCCAGUUAAGAAGGAGAAACUUCCGAGAGACGCCAAUGAGGAGCCAUUUGUCUUUUUAGAUCCAAAGCACCCUGAACUGGAAAAAUGCUGGUCCUUCUAUGGGAUUGACGAUAAAUUUGACAAAUCCUCCUGUCUGGUGAGAAACGCUGCGGGAGAACCAACUCGUGUGAUAUAUUAUGCGAGUUCAUCACUUAGAAACAUCAUAGAGGCCAACGAUGAUAGAUUGAAAUUGAUUUACUCUGGUGUUAAACUUUUCGUGUCUCAAAGAUCUGACAUUGAGUGCUCAUGGAGAAUUCAAAACGAGGCCUUGCAAAUCAUGAAACAUCACAUGAACCAGACUAGAGUUGCUGACGUCAAUUUGGAGUGUUUGAAGAUGCUCCUGAUGGAAUCGUUCCCCAGAUUUGAAGAUAUGGAGAAUAGCCAUAUUGACGACAACUUUUUGAGCAAAAUGAAAUCUCUUUCUGCUGGCUGCGCUUUCGUCAACGUUAAUAGAGGAGAGGACAAGGAAAGUUUGUUCAUGCCUCUAUGGAAUGGAAGUAAAUGCGUCAACUUAAUGGUGUGCAAAGAAAACACGCAAGAACUUUUGCAUCGCCUUUUUGGCGACGAAGCAGCAUUGAAGCAGGCUGCGGCUGCAAAAGAGAGUCAAAAAGUUGCUGCUUCGAAAGUAGAGGAGACUCCAAUUCCGGCAGCUGAGGAAGCAAUCCCAACCACCGAAAAUUGA